UCGGUAUAGCUAGACAGGAGGGAGACCAAUGAGGCUCGUUGCGCUACUCGUCGCUUUACACAUCAGCGGCUCAGGCGUUUCGUCGUUCGGGCUGACCCCCGCGAUGAGGACGACAUCGCCGCGACAAUCGUUAUCGCGGUACCUCUUCAACCCGUCUUCUUCGGCGCCCAAGAGAACCGCCGAUGCUGUUGCUGUUGCGCGUGGCCGCCGCCGCAGCAGGUUGGUGGGGGGAGAACGCCCGCAACGGCGGUGUGGAGCCCAAGCUGGUAGCUCGAGUGGCGAGGGAAUCGGAGCGGACGACUCGGACGCACAGCCGAACGCUGAUGGCGGCAGCAGUAGCAGCGGCGAUGGCGACGGGAAGCCGAUUAGCCUGGUGGCAAGGCUUGGCACGGCAGGGUUGGUAUCGUACGGCGUGCUGAACGGGCUGUGGUACUCCGGCGGCAUCGCCUUCGUCAUGCUUGGGCCCAUGGGAGCGGUACCGGCAGGGAGUGGGAUCGAGGGAACGAUCGCCGCGUCGGUGAAGCAACUCGGAAAGGUGAUCGGCCUGGUUUGGCUCGGCAGCCAGGCGACGAAGCCCUUGCGCCUCGCCCUCGCGGCCCUCACGGCGCCCGCGGCGGACAGGCUGAUCGCGUCCACGCAGCGGCGGCUCGGCCUGAACAAGAAAGACGCCGUUUCCCUCCUCGUCGCCGCGAUCUUCGGGUCGACGGCCGCGUUCUGCCUCGCCGUGGUAACCUACGGGGUCGCCCGAGCCGCGAUGGUGUCGACGGUAGCACCCGCGGGACCCCCAUCCUCCUCGGCGGCGAUUUUGAUCCGACGGAGGAUGAUGAAAGAUCAGCAGUAGGGUUCGGUGUCGCCAGCGGUUUAGGGAGAACGCUGGCAGCGGCGGCGGC
Messenger RNA from Ectocarpus sp. CCAP 1310/34, 890 nucleotides. The record is from the annotation of a GenBank genome assembly. NCBI's taxonomy places the organism in Eukaryota, Phaeophyceae, Ectocarpales, Ectocarpaceae.